CAAGCGUGUUGAUCGACGUGCCGCGCCGUCAUGGCCGAAGUAAUUUUAUCGUGCCACGGAUGGAGCACGAUGAUACGAGGGAAAUCUUCGCGUUCCGCUUAGCCGGCCAGCCCGAGCAGUCCAACGAUCGCCGCCGCGUUGUCCGUCGGAGCCCGCAUUCUGAAUGGGCCAUUUGUGCGCGUGUUAGCGCGUCACUCGUCGAGUCAGCACGCGAUACGGUCGCACCUCGACGAAGCGGUCGCGUACACGGCUCGCCGCACGGGACAGCGAUACCGCUAUCUCGGUUAUCUCCGGACGUCCCGCGAAUCGGUUCUUGAUAAUCGUCGGACGUGGGACCUGUUCCACUGUGCACGCGAUUCGCUGUACCUGGAGACACGGUCUGAUGUAGGCCUAUUGUGUUCAUCGUACUUGAUCGGCGACGAGCGGACAGAAUUCUUUAGUUGGCUCGUACUUGUUAGGGAUAUUGGGAAGUCUUCUUGCUUUUGGAACUAAUAGGAAAUUAUCAAGGGAAUGAGAAAGACAUGAUGGAGUGCAUGUUUGAAUGCUGAUUCACGAUAAAAGAGUGAUGGACACUGAAAUUAUAAACACGUGUUUGUAGCUGAUCGAUCACGCGUCGGCAUGAUCGCCGAUUGAUCUUCCAAUCCCGGACAUUCUGCGAACGCUCCCGGAUCAAGCGUUACUCGAGAAAAAUGGGCGGCGAUGGGUACAACAGGAGCCUGUUCACCUACGAGACCCUGGUGCACGCGAUAUCCGGCGCAGCCGGCAGCGUCGUCGCCAUGGCGACCUUCUUCCCUUUGGACACCGUGCGAAGCCGUCUGCAGAUGGAGGAAGGCCGGGAACCGAAGAACACGCUCGCGAUGAUACGCGAACUCGUCAUGAAGGAAGGACCGUGCACCUUGUACAGAGGAAUGGUGCCGGUUCUGCAGAGCCUCUGCGCCAGCAAUUUUGUUUACUUCUACACAUUCCACGGAUUGAAGAAAUUCAGAGCUAGAGGAAACCAAACCGCCGGGAACGACCUGCUGGUUGCAUCUAUUGCUGGUGUAAUCAAUGUUCUGACGACCACACCCUUGUGGGUGGUGAACACGAGACUGAAGAUGAAAGGCGUCGGCCAAGGUGAAAGGAACAACAACGAAUACAGCACGUUGUACGACGGCCUCCUUCACAUAUGGAGAUACGAGGGCUUGGCGAACCUUUGGGCAGGAACUUUGCCUAGUUUGAUGCUCGUCAUGAACCCAGCCAUCCAGUUCAUGACUUACGAAAGCAUCAAGAGGCGGAUCACCAGAUCGUUGAACGGCGCGCCGCCACCUGCUUGGAUGUUCUUCGCCAUAGGCGCCAUAGCGAAAACCGUCGCCACAGCAUUGACUUAUCCUUUGCAACUGGUUCAGACGAAACUCAGGCAAGGUCACAAGUAUCCGAAUCUUCCAGCAGAUGCCGGCACGUUACGGAUACUUUUAUACAUACUGAAGAAACAAGGAAUGGCGGGAAUGUACAAGGGGAUGGAAGCCAAGCUGCUCCAAACGGUUCUCACGGCCGCGCUGAUGUUCCUGGCGUACGAGAAGAUUUCGAGAUUCGUUCUCCGUAUUCUCCUACACAGGCCGAUGCUGAGACAAUGAUUCCGUAGAACAGUAUUACUCGGCAACGUGAAUAUUCGUUCCUCUCACCAUGGAAUUAACUACCCUCAGUAGCUCGAGAACCGACGAGACUCCCGUUCCGCCGAAACGGACGAAUCAAACUGAACGGGAAGGAAUGUUUCUUAAAAUGUUUACACGCAGACCGGUUAACGGUCUCGAAAUUCUAAGCUUAUACCGGGACUGACGGAUGGACCGUCAUUUACGAGGAUUUCCACUUUUAGACAGCGAUUUGUAAAGAAGAUCUAGCUAUAGUCUUGUUUCCCGUGACAGGGGAAUAUUUUGAUAGAUUGUGCCAAUAAUAACGUGUACGUAAUAUUCCAUGUGUACUGAAAUUUUUAUUCUAUUCGAUUCUACAAGCGAAACGACGCUGCGAGCGCGGAAACAUCCGCCGUCUACGAAUGAAAUUUCACAGGUGAAACGAACCGAUGAUCUGCAGGUCGAGAAGAUAAAAAGCUCCGUCUUCGUCGAUCAAUGCCUGCAUAGAAAUUUGCAUAAACACGUACAAAAAUCCACAAACGAAUUUACAUGCGAUCGAGUCCUUGAAUAAUUAUUUCUAGACCGCAGAUCUUCGCGCACUCGCAGUACGCGAAACUCUCCAAACAUUUGUAAAAUACGUUUUAUCGAGUCCAAGGCUAGAACUACCGAGGAAU
Molecule: messenger RNA, 2281 nt
Organism: Nomia melanderi (Alkali bee)
Lineage: Eukaryota; Metazoa; Arthropoda; Insecta; Hymenoptera; Halictidae
Gene: PMP34
Product: Peroxisomal Membrane Protein 34
Biological process (GO): transport
Cellular component (GO): peroxisomal membrane
Molecular function (GO): FMN transmembrane transporter activity; NAD transmembrane transporter activity; ATP transmembrane transporter activity
Source: RefSeq, a predicted model, not a curated record